GCAUAUAAUGUAUACUAUAAUGAAGCUUCAGGUAGCUAAGAAAAAUCAAAGUAGCGGAAUAAAACGACCUGCCAGUCUAGGUCUCCAUUGAUGUAAUCAUAGACUUCGGCUUGAACACAUUGUCGAAUAGCUAUGAACGAUCUUAGUCCUGAGAAACUUGAAGCUCUGCUCAAUGGGCCGGCACUCGCCCCUCCCGCCGGCGUCAUUCCACAGUUCGACAACCCGCCCAGUCAUAGAACCGCGUCAAUAGCUAUACCCACUGCCUGUCUAAUAGUGUCUACGACUUUGGUAGCUAUGCGUCUGUACACGAGUAUUAGGAUCAUUCGCCAGGUGGAUAUUGCGGAUUAUUCUGUCUUUCUUGGCUGGGCUAUCUUCAUCGGGGAAAUCGUGUGUGCAUUUCUCGCUGUGAAACAUGCACCUGGUGUACACCAGUGGAACGUCCGACUCGGAGAUUUAGGACCAUUUCUUUAUUAUUUCCAUGUUGCAUCUGUGUUAUACGGUAUAUGUAUGUUUUUCGUCAAAUUUUCGAUAUUGAUACAAUACAUAAAAAUAUUUAUGCCUAUCAAAAAGCCAAGGGCAUUGUAUUGGACCACGAUAUUCAUAAUUGCGGUCAACUUCAUCCAUUAUUUCAUCGGCAGAUUCAUAGAAAUCUUUUCUUGCUACCCAAUUGCUAAAGCAUGGGAUCCGUUAAUUACAGAGGGCAGUUGUAUUGAUAUAAAGGCUCUUAUUAGCGCGUCAGCCAGCAUAAGCGCGGCAUCAGAUAUAAUUAUUUUGAUCCUGCCACAGGUCGUAAUUUGGCGGUUGAACUUAUCCCGGAAAGAGAAGGCUGGAAUUUCGAUCAUUUUCUUGAUAGCUAUUUUUGCAUGUGUAUCUUCAACCAUCUGCAUAUUUUACUCUGUUGUACUCCAACGUCAAUCCGAUGAUACCUACUAUACAUGGUUUACGGGCCUUUGGACCUUGCUUGAGAUGGCAGCUGGCUUUGCUGUAGCAUGCCUACCAGUGGCAAAAGCCUUUGUCAAGAACCUAUCUAAAGCCGGGGGUUUCUCCAGCAUUGCAUCAUCUACCAGGAAGGUUACAAGUCAGUCAAUUUUACCAAGUUACAGGAGAAACUCAAGAUACGAGCUGGAGAGUCAAUCAAGUGCCCCAGCAACUAAUCUGAACCAUGGCAAGCCAUUGUUUAAGGUACAUGGGGUAACCGACUUAACGAGCUUGCGCGACUCGAAUUCGGUUCGCAAUCAUCGAAUGAACAAUCCAGAGGUGCCUAUUGAACAGGUGUUUGGCGGAAGUCCUCUAAGCGCUAAAUCCCCACUGGAUUCUCUAUAGCCUUAUUACAUGGUUAAUUCCUUGGACAUCUAUUAGACGGCUUGGGCUAGGUAUUUCGGCUUUUCAAUAAACAUCUCAAGAGUAUACAGAAUACCAUAGUAUUCGAAGCUAUGGUCUACGGGGGCAAGAAUGUUUUUAUGUACCUAAUUACCGGAGUUUCGGAGGGUAAUCUGUGUGCGGUAAUAGGUAAGCUCGAGGAACCAAAUUACCCGGUUAUUGAAACAAUGACGACCUUUUGGUUAUUCGUACCUGAGAAUAAGAGACCAUUGUUACGAAAUGGGCUUAGGAUGCAUGGAAGCAACUCUUUGUUCAGCAAAGAACUUCACCCUAAGUUGCGAAACCUGUGGCUAGGUAUCUAAUACAUACCUACUAAAGGCUUCAUGUAUUCUAAACGCUUCCUCUAGAAUCCUAACAGCUAUCUUAGAUGAUAAUUUAAUUCGGAUCAUACCAUUGCCUCC
Molecule: messenger RNA, 1781 nt
Organism: Daldinia loculata
Lineage: Eukaryota; Fungi; Ascomycota; Sordariomycetes; Xylariales; Hypoxylaceae
Exons: 5
Coding region: 133-1323 (396 amino acids)
Source: RefSeq, a predicted model, not a curated record